Messenger RNA from Laetiporus sulphureus 93-53, 370 nucleotides. RefSeq lists its product as uncharacterized. The transcript has 5 exons. The record is from RefSeq and is a predicted model, not a curated record. Lineage: Eukaryota; Fungi; Basidiomycota; Agaricomycetes; Polyporales; Laetiporaceae. The coding region runs from base 13 to 303 and encodes 96 amino acids.
GCCGAGGCCGCCAUGACGUCCAUUGAGGACUCAUCCCCACACUGUGUGCCGCUCUUCACCCGGCCACCAAACACCCACAUCUCACAGGAUCAAAUCAAGCGCACAGACCUGAAACCUCCAUACCGGACCCUGGACACAGCGGCACCCGUCGCUCCUCUCACCUACUACCACGGACUGCCCUGGACGACUCACCUCGACUCGCACCUAUGGACAACAAGCUCCCCGCAAACCGGACCUGGACACUGCGGCAUCCGCCGCUCUCUCAACGUGACCAUCGCCUCGCAAGCAGGCUGCCCGGACUGAUCAAGACCGAAGGGAUGGGAUUGAAGGGGGUUUUGGUAGAUGGAUGCAUGUGAUAGGGUAGAGAAGA